AUGGAAAAAAUGGAACUAAAGAUUUCUGGAAAGUUAAAAGUUAUUGGUCUAAGUUUUGUGGAAAAAAAGGGUAUUUCAGAUUGGUUAAAGGAAAGGGUAAAUUUUUUAUUAAUAAUUAUGUUUUAUAUCCUAAAGUUUAAUAAUUAUUUAUAUAUAUAUAUAGUGUUUAAUUUUAAUUUAUUUUAAGUUUUUAUUAUUAUUAUUUAUAAUAUUUUAUAAUUAUUAUAUGUUUAGUUUAAUAAUAUUUUUAAAUAAUAAUAAUUAUUUAAAAUUAAGAAAAUAUUAUUGUAUUUAUUUAUAAAAUAUCUAAAGUGA
Ichthyophthirius multifiliis is the source of this 315-nucleotide messenger RNA. RefSeq lists its product as hypothetical. The record is from RefSeq and is a predicted model, not a curated record. The transcript has a single exon. NCBI's taxonomy places the organism in Eukaryota, Ciliophora, Oligohymenophorea, Hymenostomatida.